ACAUUUCAGACUGACUCUUUUUUGUUGAGACGUCAGUUUACUAAUCAAAUCAAACUCGUAUCAAUUUAUUUUAUAACUUUAUUUAUUUUAACUCAGCAAUCAGUCCAAACCAGUCUAUCUGCACAACCGUAGUGUUCGGAGUUACUCUGCUUCACGCAAUUUUACUGGUACUACUUUAAGAAAUUCGACGACUGGAAGAUUGGAUGUUAAUUUAUCAAACUGAAAUCCCUGAAGGUGUUGAGGAAAUUUAACAUGUCAACAAAACAUUUACCAUUAUUCCUCGAAGGUGAGGUAGCUAAAGGCUUCGGAAGAGGAUCUAAGGAUCUCGGAUGCCCAACAGCUAACUAUCCUCUAGAAGUGGUACAGUCUUUACCCAAAGAUCUUGAGCCGGGAGUGUACUAUGGAUGGGCACAGGUAGACAAAGGUGACACCUAUAAAAUGGUGGCAAACAUUGGCUGGUGUCCCUUUUACCAAAACAAGCAAAUGUCUGUGGAAACCCAUAUUUUGCACAAAUUCGAUAAAGACUUCUAUGGAUCACAAUUAAAAAUAGGUCUAGUGGGAUAUCUAAGAGGAGAAAAAAAUUUCAACUCUUUAGAGGAACUUAUAAACGAAAUCAAGCAAGAUAUUUCAAAUGCGGAAAAACUUUUGGAACAGCCUGAUGCACAAAAUAUCAAGAAUGAUAAAUAUUUUGUAUAUUGACAACUUUAGCAAUCUAGCUCACUGCCUUUUAGACAAUUUUUGUAGUAAUUAUGAAUUAAUAUUGAAAGUGACAACAUUGUUAUUACCACAAUUAAUAUUUAAUUAAAUUAUUUUGUUAUUUUUGUCUGGUGGAAUUUA
Molecule: messenger RNA, 837 nt
Organism: Spodoptera frugiperda (fall armyworm)
Lineage: Eukaryota; Metazoa; Arthropoda; Insecta; Lepidoptera; Noctuidae
Gene: Rfk
Product: riboflavin kinase
Exons: 4
Coding region: 253-699 (148 amino acids)
Biological process (GO): FMN biosynthetic process; riboflavin biosynthetic process
Cellular component (GO): mitochondrion
Molecular function (GO): riboflavin kinase activity
Source: RefSeq, a predicted model, not a curated record